AUGCUGUCCUCUCGUCCGCCAAACCCAGGCGGCGCCGCUGUUUGUAAGAGCCAGAAAGACGACCCAAAGUGUAGGCUUUGUCAAAAGUCCCUGAUGAUCAAUGGAAUCAUUCAUCACGCUAACAACCUCUUCAAGUUGAAGCGCAGCAGCCAGGAUACUGAAACUCCAGCAGCGAGACUACAAAGACUGGGGGUUCCCAUCGAGAGAGACCCGACUCUCUCGGAUGUAAUAUGCCAGGCAUGUUACCGGCAGAUCCCAAGGAUGGAGAAAGUCCAGGCAACAUUGACAGCGUGGAAGGACAAAACUCCAGUGACUACAGAACCGAGCAGCCCAAGAAAUGCCAGAGGACUGACGUACACCACACCAAGCAAGUCACCGGCACACAGACAGCCACCACCAAGCCCGAGUGUCCGCGGUACGUCUACGAAGAGGCGGGGACUUACCUACACCCCAGGCAAGUCACCUGCAAGAAAGCGAUCAACUACGUCAACAAGAACGACGUCGAGCAGCGAGAACAUCCCUCCCCCACCGCAGAACAGCCACAGGGACAGUUUUCCAAGCGGUGGCGAUGCUACGAAAGUUGAGGUGCAUGUGCAGUUUCCUUCGGACAAGGUCCCAAGGGUAAAGAAGAUGGAGGGAGGAGUCAAGUCCAUUGUACAGCAACUAACAAAUGGAAAGUGGGGUGCCGCCGCAAGCAGCAUCCUGAAACACGAAGAGAUGACUGUAGCUUUGAGGGGUAAAGUUGCAGAGGCAAUUACACAGGAAGGGAAAAUGCUGGGAGCUGUCUCAGUACUUGGUCGGACGGCGCCCAAAGACCUCCUGAGCUUCAAGCUGGAGAACUUUGACAAAGAACUGAAGAGCCAUGCGCCAUGGCUAAACAGCUGUCUGCAGGGUGCAUGUGGGGACGACAGUCGCACAGCCAGGUGCACAGCUGCAUCUGUAUUACUUCGUGUGCGACACCCAAAGCUGUCUGCCAUUCAGUAUCGUAACAGCUUUGUAGCUUUGCAUGGCGGGGCUAAAAAAGUUGUCUACGAACGGCUGAACAAGCAGCAGCUUUGUAUGUCACACACGAUGACAUUGCAGAAGCAGACAGAGUUCGGCCAGGGAAGAGAUGACACAGUCCUCGCCUGGAAAUCUCACGUUGAAGCACAAAAGGAGACCGUUUCCCUCUUGAAUGCCCUCCGUGAAGAGUUACAGGAGCAGGAGCGGGUGGACAGGAAAGCCAGCCUGGACACAUCGGGAAAGAGCACAAUCAGUUCAUCAGACCUCCAGGACUUAGACUUCAGCUUCCAGACCUACGAGCCUCCACAACCAUCUAUGGACCUGGACUUGGGAGUGAUGCCGCUGUCUGAAGAGAAACCAACAGCUCCUGCAGUCACACUCACAGAGAUCCUAAACAGCAUCGCCGGGUAUAAGGAAGAAACCUACAAACUUGCCGAACAAGCCAUCAACAGCAUAACAGCACAAGACCAAGGACAUUCCCCCCUAGACAUAGUCAUCAAAGCAACCAAGACAGCAACAGAAACCCCUCUCAAAACCUACCAGAUCAUCAUUGACAAUGUUGACUUUACAAUAUCAGCAAAGCACCAAUCAUCCAGCAGCCUGAACCAGCUAAUUCAUUGGAUACAGCAGUACGGGGCACUUGACCGGUCACAGACCAGGGCUGGAGAUGACAGGCCACAGAAAUCACUGGACGACUUCCGGUUGGAGGAAGCCAUGCCCACUGAACAAGUCCAGCUGGACUUAAAGAGGGACUACACCAUCCUUGUUGUCAGAGAUCUAGUGAAGUACCUGGCCGCCUUCAAGGUGUUCAAGGAUGUCGUGGUGCGGCACAUCCCACACGAGUACUCUGCUGAGAUGGAGCAGCCUUCAGAGCAGACUUGGUUAGGGCUGCAGUUCAAAAAUGAGAACUUGAGCAAGGACAUGACGGACAUCCUGAGGACCAUUCAGACGAACUACGUCCCCUGUGAAGUCGACGAAGACGGCAACAUAACAGCCAUCGUGCAGCGAAUUCUGCUUGGUGGGGACUGGCUGACUGAAGAAAGGGCAGAGGGGGUCCAGGCCGCCUUCAAAGAUGGUGACACACCAGCAGAGCGACUGGAUGGAGUGCAGCCUAAGCAUGAGCUAUGGCACCAGACGAGGACCCUUUGCGUGACCUACAACGACAUCUUCGACAAAAAUUCAGCUGGAGACCGCGCUUCACUACGUGCCAACAUGAACGUCAUCGGUGCAUCCAAUGCCAGGAAGGGUCCUCAUGCAGCCUACGACGCAUGGAGUGAGCUCUUUGAGAAAGACCGGAUUGCGUUCAUCAUCUGUGCAGCGAAGAAGAUAUUCCGCCUACAGAGCGAACACGAUCCACCUGAAUCCAUCGUCCCGGACCAGAUCAUGGAUGGAGACCGGCACACGAGAAGUGACUGGCUUCACAGUAGGGCAGCCGAGAUUGUCGACCUCGCAUUCCAGGACGAAGCUGCUGCCACCAACAGGAUAGUUGAAGGUAUUGAGAGCUCUAGGUUCAAGUGUAGGCAAGAAGGCUGCAAUAAGUCGUACGUAAGACCAAGAGCUAGGGAACUCCACGAGCAGAGUAAGCAUAACCUUUAUGUACCCCGCAGUCAGAGUUCCGAGAAAUCUAAAGAGGAUGGCGUCAAAAACUACCAAGCUGCAAAGCUGAGCAUGGCACUUUUGAUUAAGAACCUCAAGGACGCAACGCGUGAAGGGGAUGGGGAAAGGGUAGCAAGGUGUCUCAAGAUGGCCCUCUUGUUCUUCCGAGCCUACGGUCACACUAAGUACGCUAUGGGUACGUUCCUCUUCUUUGUCAGAGUGGAAGCUUUGUUGCCAGCAAACCUUGCCCACAGCCUCAAGUGGAACAGGUUCAUCAACACUGCUGGUGGCAAGGGGAGGAACAUACCCUUGGACCUUAGGCUCGAGCAGAUGAACAAUCUUUUGAAGGCCUUCUUGAAACACCUUGGCCCUAACCUCAACGAAACAACUGCUGCCAGAAUUGCAGAUUGUAUUGGACAGUUGGAGGCCAUCCUCAAACGUAUUGAUUCGGACCUAGGUGUAACUCGGGCAAGAGGCUACCAUCACAAAGGUGAUCCCACUGAGGACAUCUUCAAGCUCGUGGAACAGUAUGAGCAAGCAAACGUGCUUGAGUAUCAGCCAGGCAGACAGUACAAUGCUUUCCCAGGUUUUCAGCGAGACCUACUGGCAAAGUUAAAUGUUAGCCAAAUGGCAUAUUGGAUGCAGUCUAAGUUGAAACACUGGAAGGCAUUGUAUGAGUAA
Messenger RNA from Branchiostoma belcheri (Belcher's lancelet), 3279 nucleotides. RefSeq lists its product as uncharacterized. Bases 1 to 3279 code for a protein of 1092 amino acids. Gene Ontology annotation, molecular function: zinc ion binding. The transcript has 5 exons. NCBI's taxonomy places the organism in Eukaryota, Metazoa, Chordata, Leptocardii, Amphioxiformes, Branchiostomatidae. The record is from RefSeq and is a predicted model, not a curated record. Gene Ontology annotation, cellular component: nucleus.